This is a messenger RNA of Callorhinchus milii (elephant shark), 1376 nucleotides long. RefSeq names its product lymphatic vessel endothelial hyaluronic receptor 1a (gene lyve1a). Lineage: Eukaryota; Metazoa; Chordata; Chondrichthyes; Chimaeriformes; Callorhinchidae. Gene Ontology annotation, biological process: positive regulation of ERK1 and ERK2 cascade; cell adhesion; inflammatory response. Gene Ontology annotation, molecular function: hyaluronic acid binding; cytokine receptor activity. Gene Ontology annotation, cellular component: macrophage migration inhibitory factor receptor complex; basolateral plasma membrane; plasma membrane. Bases 128 to 991 code for a protein of 287 amino acids. The transcript is spliced from 6 exons. The record is from RefSeq and is a predicted model, not a curated record.
AUUCUUUAUCAGCCAGUGAGACUGCAAUAGGGUGCGCAGUCUUACACUCUUACUGUAACAAUAGCUGGAAACCAGUUGUCUUCCCAUAAUACUGUAUUACUUGGGAACUGCCUAGACGUCUGCAGACAUGGAAAAGCAUAGGAUUCUCCCAUCAAUUCUUUUGAGCUGGAGUUUGCUGUUGUUGGUUCAGACUGAUGAAGAUCUUCUUGAUGGCAGCUGUCGGAUUUUGGGUGUGUUCCAUAUCGGUAUCAAUAACAGAUACAAUAUGUCGCUGGAGGCAGCUCACGCCAACUGCCGAUCACUCGGGGUGAAAUUGGCAACACAAGCUCAGGUUGAGGCUGCCAAUCUGGCUGGAUUUCAGGUUUGCAGAUUCGGUUGGGUGGAUGAUGGAUACCCCGUAAUAUCAAGAGUCACUCCAAUGAUAAAUUGUGGAAAUAACCAAACAGGAGUGAUAAAAAUGAUGGAUAUCAACCGUCUGUAUGAUGGCUUUUGCAUCAGUAUCAAAGAUGCCCAUAAGGUGAAUGCUUGUGAGCCACUACUGCAAAUCACAGCCACAGGAAUCAGUAUGAUCGAAACAGCGUCGCCAACUCUCCUGGAUCUCACACAUGCGGAGACCGUAUCGGUUAAGCCCUCUGAAACUUCCCCUCAACUAGAGACUGAAACACAUGGACUUCCAGGAGCAAAUACCGAGCUGCCAAUUUCCAGUGCAAACCCCAGUACCUCGGCAACAAAGCCCCUCAUCUCAACUACAACAUCCCUCAUCUCAACCACAGAAUUAUUCUUAGCAGUGAUGAACAACAAGACCAACCGUUUGGUGGUAAUAGUUCUGACGGUGUUAGCUGCCAUUUUGAUAAUAGUCACUGUGGUCAUCAUCGUUUGCCAUUUGACAAGGAAAAGGUGGAACACCUUUGAUUUUGAAGCUGUACCACCAAAAGAAAUCGUAGAGAUUGAAGAGUGGAACCAUAACUUGGUAGACAAUGGGAACGAUUAGUUGAAAUGAAACACCAAUCAACCAAAUCCACAGGCUCUCCAAAUAACCAAACGUUGAGAUGGUCUCCUAGAUAUUCAACCAAGCUUGUGUGUAAAAAAAACAUUAUUAUUUGUAAUAGGUAUUACAGAAUAGAAAGAACUUUGUGUUGAGAUGGUCUCCUAGAUAUUCAACCAAGCUUGUGUGUAAAAAAAACAUUUGUAAUAGGUAUUAUAAAAUAGAAAGAACUUUGUGGCUUUGUUCGUCCUCCCGACGUGAAAGGCGCUCUAUAAAUGGAAUCUUGUUGUUGUUGUUUGUUAUCUUCAUACACAUAUAGUUACAUUUAGUUUAGCAGUUAUCUUGUAUGCUAAGAGUGCUACUUCAAUAAAGCCUUUCUUUUUUAGAAGAA